GAGAGGCCUCACGCAACGUCUGGAGCUCCCAAGGGAGGAUUUAUGGGGUCUGAACACAACAGCUACAGGAGAAGCCGGGGCCCUUGCAGAGGGGGACAAUCCAGACCUCCUGUGCCUCAAGUAAAGGACAAAUUAGGGAGCCUGGAGAACAGCAGAGAAUCUGAUACCAGCCUCUUCAGACAGACGGAUCAUAAAACUUGAGGACCUCCAUUAUCCCCUUCUGCUGUCCAUCCCUGAGCAUUGCCUUAUCUCCUCACCCUGCCUCCAGCCCAGCUUCUCUCCCAGGCUGAAAACUGGGCACCCAGCACAUGGAUGAGCCAGCUGACUGAGCCCCAUCCAUUCCACUCCUCCUGCUGAGGCAUCCUCAGAGCAGCGGGCAUCCUGAGCUCCUGCUCAGCAUGGAGGGCCUGGGGAUGGAGAGGAAGCUCUUCGCUCAGAGAACCAGGCAGCUGAUAAAUAUUUAAUUCUCCUCUUUGCUUUUAUCUCCUGACCCACUGAGACAAAUCAGCUCAUUAGGCAGUGAUUCCCGGAGCUCAGAGCGCAGGGAGAGUGCCUGGAAAGAUGGGGCAAGGAUGGGCAGCAGCAGCUCCGUGCCUUCUCUCAAAUAUCCUGCAAGAAGACCUCCUUAUGAGAGCAACUAGAUGGCUUAGAAGGAGUCCCUGAUAGGUCUGGAGGGUAGAGCACUCCAGAGUCGAAAGGGGAGUGUUGGAGUCUUCUCCCAUCUCUUGCUGCCAAGUCCAGGAUAGAUGAGUUCUAGGGCUCAGAAGAGGCAGCUGUCAGUCCUUUCCUGGGACUGGGCUCCUGCUGGGGCCCAAUUCCCCAUUGAUUGGGCCUCUGGGGCUAAUUACAUUGCAGCUAGAGCAGAUGAUUUUCAAGGCUGUGGUGAAUACCUCUUUCUGACAGUUGAAGGGACAGCUGGCACGGCCCAGGGUGCCAAGGGUUCAGCUGGCUCCUAUACCAGCCGCCCAUCUCUGGACUCAGACGUAUCCCUGGAGGAGGACCGGGAGAGUGCCCGGCGUGAAGUGGAGAGCCAGGCUCAGCAGCAGCUUGAAAGGGCCAAGCACAAACCUGUGGCGUUUGCUGUGAGGACCAAUGUCAGCUACUGUGGUGUGCUGGAUGAGGAAUGCCCAGUCCAGGGCUCUGGAGUCAACUUUGAGGCCAAAGAUUUCCUGCACAUUAAAGAGAAGUACAGCAAUGACUGGUGGAUCGGGCGGCUAGUGAAAGAGGGUGGGGACAUCGCCUUCAUCCCCAGCCCCCAGCGCCUCGAGAGCAUCCGGCUCAAGCAGGAGCAGAAGGCCAGGAGAUCUGGGAACCCAUCCAGCCUGAGUGACAUUGGCAACCGACGCUCCCCUCCUCCAUCUCUAGCCAAGCAGAAGCAAAAGCAGGCAGAACAUAUUCCCCCGUAUGAUGUGGUGCCCUCCAUGCGGCCUGUGGUGCUGGUGGGACCCUCUCUGAAAGGUUAUGAGGUCACAGACAUGAUGCAGAAGGCUCUCUUCGACUUCCUCAAACAUAGGUUUGAUGGCAGGAUCUCCAUCACCCGAGUCACAGCGGACCUCUCACUGGCAAAGCGAUCUGUGCUCAACAAUCCUGGCAAAAGGACCAUCAUUGAGCGUUCCUCUGCCCGCUCCAGCAUUGCUGAAGUGCAGAGUGAGAUCGAGCGCAUAUUCGAGCUGGCCAAGUCCCUGCAGCUAGUAGUGUUGGAUGCUGACACCAUCAACCACCCAGCACAGCUGGCCAAGACCUCACUGGCCCCCAUCAUCGUCUUUGUCAAAGUAUCCUCACCGAAGGUACUCCAGCGUCUCAUCCGCUCCCGGGGGAAGUCACAGAUGAAGCACCUGACUGUACAGAUGAUGGCAUAUGAUAAGCUGGUUCAGUGCCCACCAGAGUCAUUUGAUGUGAUUCUGGAUGAGAACCAGCUGGAGGAUGCCUGUGAGCACCUGGCUGAAUACCUGGAGGUUUACUGGAGGGCCACCCACCACCCAGCCCCCGGCCCUGGACUUCUGGGCCCUCCCAGUGCCAUACCUGGACUUCAGAACCAGCAGCUGCUAGGGGAGCGUGGCGAGGAGCACUCGCCCCUCGAGCGGGACAGCUUGAUGCCCUCAGAUGAGGCUAGCGAGAGCUCCCGCCAAGCCUGGACGGGAUCUUCGCAGCGCAGCUCCCGCCACCUGGAGGAGGACUAUGCAGAUGCCUAUCAGGACCUGUACCAGCCUCACCGCCAACACACCUCGGGGCUGCCUAGUGCUAACGGGCACGACCCCCAAGACCGGCUCCUGGCGCAGGACUCGGAGCACGGCCACAGUGACCGGAACUGGCAGCGCAACCGGCCCUGGCCCAAGGAUAGCUACUGACAGCCUCCUGCUGCGCGACCCUGGCAGGCACAGGCACAGCUGGCUGGGGCACCCGCUCCAGGCAGGCUGGAGUUAGACUGGCAUUAGGCUGGCACUAGGCUCAGCCCCCAAAACCCCUGCCCAGCCCCAGCUCCAGGGCUGCCUGCAGUCCCGAGGUUCUGGGAGAAGCACGGGGCCCCCUCACCUCCUGGGCACAGUGACCCCCCUAGGCUCCCAUUCCAGGUACUAGCUGUGUGUGCUGCACCCCUGGCACCUUCCUCUCCUCCUGCACAAGAAGCUGCCCCACUGGGCAGUGCCCUCAGGCCAGGAUCCCCUUAGCAGGGGCCUUCCCACCAGACUCAGGGAAGGGAUGCCCCCUCAAAGUGACAAGAAGGUGGGGUGUGGGCAGCGUGACAUGAGGAAGAAACAAGGUUCCUGAGCAGCUACAGUCCUAAUCCAGGGGACUCAGGGGUUGUGCUUUGGGGUCUGAGAGCCUCCACUCGCCUCACUGCCACACAUUAGAAAUGAGACAAUCAAAGCCCAACAGGGUGGCACUCCCAUCCAUCAGCUGGGGUGGGGCAUCCACACACGAGGCUGGAGCACAGGCAGGCUGGGCUAGGGCCAAAGGCCUCACAGCUGAAGCCCUUGAAGGGAAGGGCUCUCCUCACCUGCCAGGAAGCUUCCUAACAUCUCAAAGGACCGGGUACCAGGAACAUGGUCAGGCCAAAUGGCAGACGGGAGCCAACCUGGAUUGGGGCUUUGGGAAGGGAGGGCGUGUUGUGUAGCGGAGAACGUAUGGACAGCUUCAGGGGCCUCCUUGCCCCACUCAUUCUUUUGCUCUUGCAUCCUGUCAUCUCUGUUCUUGGCCUUCAUGCCUCCUGGGGGAUAUGGGCCUCAGACUUUAUUCCCUGAUUCAUAGCAGCUGCUUGUUAAGUUAGGGUUAGAGGGGGAGAGACAGGACCCAGUGGACAGCCCCCAGAGGCCCUAUGUACCCACCUUACGGCUCUAGUGUGCGACCUACAGAGCAUGCUCCACAGGACCCUGCCCCACCUCACCAUCAUCACUAAUAAACACCAUGCACCGUC
Molecule: messenger RNA, 3412 nt
Organism: Balaenoptera musculus (blue whale)
Lineage: Eukaryota; Metazoa; Chordata; Mammalia; Artiodactyla; Balaenopteridae
Gene: CACNB3
Product: calcium voltage-gated channel auxiliary subunit beta 3
Exons: 13
Coding region: 747-2348 (533 amino acids)
Biological process (GO): chemical synaptic transmission; regulation of voltage-gated calcium channel activity; calcium ion transmembrane transport
Cellular component (GO): voltage-gated calcium channel complex
Molecular function (GO): protein binding; high voltage-gated calcium channel activity
Source: RefSeq, a predicted model, not a curated record